Molecule: messenger RNA, 477 nt
Organism: Capsella rubella
Lineage: Eukaryota; Viridiplantae; Streptophyta; Magnoliopsida; Brassicales; Brassicaceae
Product: RING finger protein 44
Exons: 1
Coding region: 1-477 (158 amino acids)
Source: RefSeq, a predicted model, not a curated record
AUGAGUGGGAAAGUAUAUGUGAGCAUCGGUCCAGUAGUUAUGCACAAAUCCACAUCUAACACUGUGGAAAUCAGAGUAACCCGUAAAAACGUGGUCGGAUCAACCACUCCUCCUCCUCCGUUCCCAACACCUCACCUCCUUUUGAACAAAAUACUUAGCUUUGAUGAAUACAACAUGUAUCCUCUUCUUUAUCCAGCCCUCCCAGAUCCUUACUUAUGCAAUAUUCUCUCCUACAUUAUCGCUUCCGAGGCCAAGCGAGUUCCAGGACCAUUGUAUAUCUCCCUUAACGUCACAUUAUCUCCACCAAUAUUCGAGUUACCAGAGAUGGAAACAUGCCCUAUUUGCUUGGAAGAGGGACGAGACUUAAUCUUCACGCAAAAAUGUGGCCAUGUGUUUCAUGAUUAUUGUAUCAACGAGUGGUUACUUUCGAGUAAGUAUUGCCCUCUCUGCCGUGCUGAUCUUUUGAAAGACGAGUGA